AUGCCCGGUCGUCGUGGCGUCCUAGCACUUUGUCUGGCUGUCUGCGUUCAACUGCCCUGGGCGAUCCGCCGGACGGGAGAUGAAGACGAUGAGACCUUUGAGGUCGGCGACAGGGUCUUGAUCACUAGUGGCAAGUACAAGUCCUGUUUGGGAGAGGUGCUGGAGAUAAGGGCGGAGAAGGAGAAAGCGAAGGUCCUCCGAUCCUGCAGCGGGAGCACGCAGAGUGGCCGGGCUUGGUGGUACUCCUUCGGGCAGAUCGAGGCCUUGGAGGAGGAAGAGCUUGCCUCCGAGGAGCUCGAAGAGGAGCCCAAAUACACGCCGGCGUCUCGUGACUUUGAGAUCAUGCAGGACAUGGAGUAUUUGCAAAGACACCCUCUCUGUGACCGAUACAGGGACCAGGCUCCAGUAAAUCCAAAAGCUACACCGCCUCGGCUGGCCGGGCGAGUGGUCGUUCGUCGCGGGCAGACGUUUUCGGUGCGUGCCCGAAGCGGGGUCCAUGCAGACCAUGUAGCCAUGGUUUUCUUGGCCUCAAAACCAGGAGUUGAAAGCGAGUCUGUCAUUGGCAGGCCAGGUAUCAUAGAAGAUGGUAGCAUUCGGCUGGAGGUGCCCGCUGAUGCCCCCGUGGGCGAGUACGAGCUCCGACUCGUUGUUGGCGAUCAUCAAGCAACUGCUUUGGGGUUCAUAGUGAUCUUCAACCCAUUCACCUGCCGGCAAUGUCCGGAGUCUGCAGGACGCCGCCGCAAGCUCAAAGCAGAGUUCAUGUCUGACUAUGUUGGGGGAGAGCUGGGCUUAUUGUGGCAGGGGCUUUCUGACGACCAUGGUGCCAAUGUCUGGCAGCAUGAUCCAUUUCGGGCUGCUAACCUUUUGAUCGGACUCUCCUUGCUGGCUGAUCUUCCGCUAGACCUCCGCUCUGACUCUUCGGCCAUCGCUAGGCACCUGACCUAUGCCAUAGGUGAAAGGGUCUGCUACGGGAAGUGGGGGGAGGGCAACUACGCCACGGGGCGGCCCUCCGGUGGCUACCGGUGCCGAACGAAGAAAUACCUGCAAAGGAAAGGCAAGGCGAAUGAGUGGUCGAAGAUCUGUUCAGAUCCUUCCACCUGGACGUCCUCCUCCCCAAUUCUGGAGCAACAUUGGGGUCUCGUGCAAUCUGGAUCCAAGGCGACUUCCGUGCAAUACUGCCAGUGCUUCGUCUUCUCCGGCGUGAUGACCACCAUCGGCAGAGCUCUUGGGAUCGCUUCGAGGUCCGUGACGAACUUCCAGUCCGCUCACGACACCAACGGAGACCGGGGAAUCUCCAAGUUCUUCUUCGCCGCCUCGGACGGAGCCUGGAGCCCGGCGGAGUACCCGGAGGACUUGUGCCCAAAAUGGUGCCUCUCCCAAGCCAAGGCCGCAGAGAAGGGCUGCCAGCUUAGCAGCUGCAAGCAGCAGCUCUCUACCGGACGCGGCUUCACUGGGAUGUGCGCCUCCUGCAUGCCCUGCGUGCCCUGCAGCAGCAACUCCGACAGUGUCUGGUCCUUCCACGUCUGGAAUGAGAUGUACUUCGCCAGGAGCGAGCCGGGCGCAGACGGCUGGCAAGCAGUGGAUGCCACGCCUCAGGAAGAGUCGGGAGGCCGCUUUCAAAUGGGACCUGCGGCCGUGAAACAGGUGAAGCAAGGAACCAGCGACUGCUUCGACACCGACUUUGUUAUUGGAGAAGUGAAUGGCGAUGUCAAGCUCUUCGUGUACAGCGUUCCUGAUUUCAGUGAUACCGCCAAGGAGGAGGCUACUGCCAAUGGACGUUUUGUCCUGCACAUGGGGGAUCCCCUUUAUUCAGGAAUCCGUUGGUACAGUGAUCCUUUUGGGGAUAUCUUCAACACCAUCGGCUUCAAGGCAGUCACCAAAAAGCCUGGGGCCAUCUCAGCCGCAUGCCUGGCGGACCCCAUGCAGUGCGAAGAGGAGGAGCUGGACCUGACUCCCUUCUACAAGAAGUGCCCGGACCCUCUCCGCCGCGGUGCGUCGUGCCGAGCCGGCCCGGCUGGUUCGAAGGCCCAGUGCCGCGAGCCGGGGGCCAGCUCGAACUCGAGCUCCUUUCUGGAGAGUGGCGUGACCCAAGAGGAGGCAGAGGAGCGGGCUGUGGGGCGGCAGCUUCAGGAGCUGUCAGAUGUCCAGGACGUGACGGUGGAUUUCAGCAGCUUUCUUCCCGGCGGCAGUAUCGUGAUGGAAAGGGAUCUGCCAUUGAAGCUCUCUUUCCAGAAUUCUGGGAGUCAGAGGCGGACGAUCCGGUUUUUGGUCUCCGCCACUGGCUGCGACUACCGGGGGCGACCUGUUGUCCAAAUGGAGACCCGGCGCAAGAAGUACGCCAUGCGGCUGCCUCUGGAGGGGCGUGAGACCCUGAUGCAACGCGAGCUCGAGCUGGCACCCGAGGGAGAGUAUACUUUCCAGCACACUGUGGCUGCUGCAAACCUGGAUCCCGACAUGCUGAGCAGCCUUGAGAUCAAUGCAGCAGAUGGCACUUUCUUCCUGCAAUUUCAUGUCUCGGCUCUCGUUGUUGAGACAGGUCAGCGCUUUGCUCAUGUGCCCACCACGUUUAACGAGAUGUUCCUCUUCAAUGCUGCCGUGAUGGGUUUCGGCCAAAGCACCUGGAUGCACCUCGUGCUAGACCAGUUUGACGACAUUGUGAGCAAUGUGGCGAAUUCAUACCGCCUGCAGGAGGAGUGCGACGUGCUGUCACUGGUUUUAGCACAGCAUCCGGGCUCCAUUCGCCUCUCCGAGUUCAAAGCCGUCAUGCUGGCAUCUUUGAGGUCCCUGGUGCCCAAGGAGUGGGACUCCCAGCACGAGGUCGCGUGGAAUUGGCUCUGGGAGAACGUGGAGCGGAUGCUUCGGUCUCACAUCGGCAAGCCCCAGGCGCACGAGGAAGCCCUGGGCCGAUUUAUCCUGAGCCUCUCGGAGACUUCGAUCCUGUUCUUGCGCCAGGAGCUCUAUCGAAGGUUCUUCGCUGUCGCCCCGGCCGGGCAAGACCAUUUCAAGCAGUCCACCACAAGGCUAUACUUCAUUGCCGACAAGAUCAUCGAGAUGACCGUGGAAAUCUUCAGAACUCCACGGCAAAUGGUCGUCGACAUCUCCGCUCUGGGUCUCCGCCAUGUUGGUUACGAAGUGCCCACCGAGCUGUUCGCACCCUUCGUCUCUGCAGCAGUUGAUGUCGUGCGGGGGAUGACCACGGACGAUGUGGCCGAAGCAGCCUUCCGCUGGUCUCUCACACUGGUCUCGAAGAUCCUGGUCCGAACGGUGCUGGAAGGCUCCACGAUUGUAAUGAGGGCCAUCAACACCAACCAGGAGAAGGCGCUGCGCAAGGCGAUCGCCGUGGCGCCCCGCGGGCGGAGGGCCACGGAGUUGCUGGAGAUCCGGGUGGGCACCCAGUCCAUCUCUCCGCUCUUCUGGGCCAUCGAGAGCGGGAGCCUGAACUGUGGAAAGGCCAUGAUCCAGGACCUGCUCACGAUCCGUGCGGACCGUGACAACUACUACUAUGGCUGCGAUGAUCUCUUCAAUCGCCAUCCAAAUAUCAUUCAGAAGCUCUGUGCCGAGGCUCCAACCAUGCUUCAGCCCCUCCUGGAUGGACUUGUUUGGCGCUCGCGCAUCACGUUCCAAGGAAGGCGGCGUGUGAACUACUACCUCAAGCACCUCGUGCAGAAUGAGGACGGCCGCUUCAAUCAGGCCCUGGAGUGGCUGGCAGAUUUCAAAGACCCAAAGAUCAUCAGCCACUCCGUUGUGGCGCUUUUCGCAGACAUUGUCUGGAACCGCCUAGCCAUGUACUACUUCCUGCUCACGAGACUCUACUUCUUGCUGACCCUCGUUGUCUUUGCCAUCAGCGUCUUGGCAGUAA
This is a messenger RNA of Symbiodinium sp. CCMP2456, 3859 nucleotides long. The record is from the annotation of a GenBank genome assembly. NCBI's taxonomy places the organism in Eukaryota, Dinophyceae, Suessiales, Symbiodiniaceae.